CCCCUUCCCAGGUCGCUGUGAAAAUCAUCGACAAGACGCAGCUCAACUCCUCCAGCCUGCAGAAGCUCUUCCGGGAAGUGCGGAUCAUGAAGGUCCUGAACCACCCCAACAUAGUGAAGCUCUUCGAGGUGAUCGAGACGGAGAAGACCCUUUACCUGGUCAUGGAAUACGCCAGCGGGGGUGAGGUGUUCGACUACCUGGUGGCCCACGGGCGCAUGAAGGAGAAGGAGGCCCGGGCCAAGUUCCGACAGAUAGUGUCUGCCGUGCAGUACUGCCACCAGAAGUUCAUCGUGCACAGAGACCUGAAGGUGAGGAGCCCCCCCGACCUUGGGCCCCUUGGCACCCCCAGGACCCCCCCAGCAGCACCCUAA
Neopelma chrysocephalum (saffron-crested tyrant-manakin) is the source of this 371-nucleotide messenger RNA. Its product is annotated as serine/threonine-protein kinase MARK2-like. Gene Ontology annotation, biological process: microtubule cytoskeleton organization; intracellular signal transduction; protein phosphorylation. Lineage: Eukaryota; Metazoa; Chordata; Aves; Passeriformes; Pipridae. The record is from RefSeq and is a predicted model, not a curated record. Gene Ontology annotation, molecular function: tau-protein kinase activity; protein serine/threonine kinase activity; ATP binding. The transcript is spliced from 5 exons. Gene Ontology annotation, cellular component: cytoplasm. Bases 87 to 371 code for a protein of 94 amino acids.